UCCCUCUUCUUUUCCAGAUUGCUCAUCUCCAUUCCCAUUCCUAACCCCUCUCUCUCUCUCUCUCUCCCCCUCCCUCUCUCCCUCUCUGGUUGCAGUAUUCAGUUUACCGACCCUUCCAACGCCUUCACGGUCUGAAGUUCCUGAAGUGAAUUCUUGAGAGGGUUCUUUGCGAUUUCCGGUCGACAUGAAGGGGGAAGUUAGGGCGGCGAAGAGAGCCUCUUUCGGCAAGAUAGUAAGAAAGCGUUUGUCUGAUAUCACGAAUUCUCCAUUGGUACACAACAAGAUCCCAAGCGAAGGUCUUAAGCCGGUGCCGUUUUCCUCGGAGAUCACGAAAGACAAUGUAGACCAACUCAUUCAGGAGAACGGGGCAUUGGUGAAGCUUGUUGAAGAGAGAAACAAAAUCAUUGAAUUGAGCGGAGCGGAGCUGCAAAGACUGAGAAUCAGUUACCAGAAGACACAGCUUCAGAACUGGAAUCUCGCUCAAACCAACAGCCAGAUGUUAGCGGAGCUCAACCUAGCAAAGGAUAAGCUUAAGGCAUUUCAGCACGAACUAGCAUGCAAGGAAGCCUUGCUCAAGGCAAAGAAAUUGGAGGUUGAGAGGAACAUGGUGGAAAAGAAUGUAGUGGAGAACGGUCACAUUGAGGCGGAGGCAGUGGAGGGGAAGGAGAAAGCGGGAGAAUCUGUCCACAAACCAAAUGAUAAACAAAAACAAGCUCCAAGCCGGAACAGAAGGCACCAUCAGAGAAGUCAAUCAAUGGGAGUUCCCAGUACAAACAAGCAAGACUUGGAGAAGGAGAAGGCAGAAAAAAAAAGGCGAUGCUUGAGAAGGCAAUCAGCGAGGUUCAUGUCACAGGAGAGGGAGCCUGCAGAGAACUUGUUCGAGAUAGAAGAAGCCAAAUUCCCGAUAACUACCCAUCCAGAAGCAGGUCCAAGUUCUUCUGAUCAGUCAUCUAUGAAGGAAGAUAAAGAAAAUGAUGCUUCAUCCGGGGCCGAUGAAGACAGAAGAUCUUCGGUAGCAAGACCUCUGAGGAGAGCAGCUGAGAAAGUUCAGUCCUACAAAGAGCCUCCGCUGAAUGUAAAGAUGCGGAGAGUGGAAUGAGAACGGAAAACGAAUGCAACACGCAGACAACUAUUGAUAACUCCGGCGUGACAUUGCGUGUAGCACCUAAGUGAGUGGAUCAGUAGCAACUAGCAGUGCUUUUGCUCCCAGAAGUUGUGGCAACUUAACUUCUUGUUUUAUCAUUUUAACGAUCAAUUUCAUAUUCAUCAAAAUCUUCGUCUACAUUCUUCUUCAUCCCGACUUUUGGUCGAGUCUGGUCUGGUUAGACCUGCCUUAUCGUGCAACCUUUCCCAACUUAUAAUGGGGCUAAUGAAGACAGCUUUCAGUUC
Punica granatum (pomegranate) is the source of this 1389-nucleotide messenger RNA. The record is from RefSeq and is a predicted model, not a curated record. NCBI's taxonomy places the organism in Eukaryota, Viridiplantae, Streptophyta, Magnoliopsida, Myrtales, Lythraceae.